GUUCUCAUGCGUCGCCUUCCACACCACUCAAUUUCCCUGCUCCGAACGACUCUGACCCAAAUGAAAUGAACGAAAAAUGCAUCAGCUUCUUUAAUGGAUUUUCCAUCCACCAGAGCUUCACGUCCGUCAUCUACUUCUUCCCUGUGAUAACAUAGAAAGAAAAGCUCCGAUCUUGUCUUCCUUCUGCAAUGGUCUCUCGGAAGUUUGUCACUGCAGAAAGACCAAAGCUUUGAGCUUCAGGGAGUGUGUGGUCUGGUGGGCACUUCUCUUUCUUUAUCUUCUUGCUAAUCGGAUCAGACGAUGAACACCGCCGCACCUUCUUCUUCCUCGUCCUCCUGCAUCCCGGCCGCAUCCCGCAACCCCAACCUCAAUCUCUUGCUUAGCAGGUCACUGCUGCCCCGCGCUGUCUGCAGUUUCCCCUCCCACAAGAAUGGCAGCCGAUGCACGGGCCUCCAGUUGGAAGCUUCUUCUUCUUCUUCGGGCAGUUUUCAGGGUCUUCCGAGGAACUGCGUUGUGGGCAGAUAUGCUGCUGAACCAUUGGGAGCUGUGGCCACCUCAGAUGCUCCCGGAGCCACCUCCCCCUCGGUGGUCGGCGAAGACAAGAUUGGAGUGCUGUUGCUGAACCUCGGAGGCCCCGAAACUCUCGACGAUGUCCAGCCUUUCCUCUUCAAUCUUUUCGCUGAUCCCGACAUCAUUAGACUGCCGCGGUUGUUUCGAUUCCUUCAGAAGCCUUUGGCGCAGUUCAUUUCUGUUCUUAGGGCCCCCAAGAGUAAAGAAGGCUAUGCAUCCAUCGGUGGCGGAUCCCCUCUUCGUCAGAUAACCGAUGCACAGGCUGAAGAGCUGAGGAAGUCUCUUUGGGCAAAGGACGUUCCCGCCAAGGUAUAUGUAGGCAUGCGGUAUUGGCACCCAUUCACCGAAGAGGCCAUUGAGCAGAUAAAAAGAGAUGGAAUAACAAAGCUUGUUGUGCUUCCACUUUAUCCACAAUUUUCAAUAUCAACUAGUGGUUCGAGCCUUCGGCUCUUGGAGAGUAUAUUUAGGGAAGAUGAAUAUCUAGUAAACAUGCAGCACACAAUUAUACCUUCCUGGUACCAGCGGGAGGGAUAUAUCAAGGCCAUGGCAAAUCUAAUUGAACAGGAGUUGAAAACUUUUGACAAUCCUGAGAAGGUGGUGAUAUUCUUCAGCGCUCAUGGAGUGCCACUUGCAUAUGUGGAAGAGGCUGGUGAUCCAUACAAGGCAGAAAUGGAAGAAUGUGUGGAUCUGAUAAUGGAAGAGCUGGAAAAAAGGAAAUUCAUCAACGCCUACACUCUUGCUUAUCAGAGCAGAGUUGGACCAGUGGAAUGGUUAAAACCAUACACAGAUGAGACAAUUAUCGAUCUCGGGCGGAAAGGAGUCAAAAGCCUGUUAGCUGUCCCAAUUAGUUUUGUCAGCGAGCACAUAGAAACCCUUGAGGAAAUCGAUGUAGAGUACAAAGAGUUGGCUUUGAGCUCGGGCAUAGAGAAGUGGGGCCGUGUUCCUGCUCUAGGAUGCGAACCCACCUUUAUUUCGGACUUAGCAGAUGCUGUAAUUGAAAGUCUCCCCUAUGUUGGUGCCAUGGCAGUUUCGAACCUUGAAGCUCGGCAGUCAUUGGUUCCACUCGGUAGUGUGGAGGAGUUGUUGGCGGCAUAUGAUUCACAGCGAAGGGAGCUCCCACCGCCUGUGACGGUUUGGGAAUGGGGAUGGACAAAGAGUGCGGAAACAUGGAAUGGGAGGGCAGCUAUGUUAGCAGUGCUCGUAUUAUUGGUCCUCGAAGUCACCACAGGAGAGGGCUUCUUGCAUCAAUGGGGAGUGUUGCCUUUGUUCCGUUGAUGGCGGUGGAUCAAAUCAAGGUGCUCAUUCAUUGUAGAUUAUACUUAGAGGAACACUCGUGCAUUACAAAUGGCCAUCAAUGCCAAGGAAGGUACGUCCCCGCUCGCUCUAAAGCUGGGAUUCGAGUAAUAAUACACAGGCUAUACAAUUUUUUCUUCAGGUCAGAAGAUGUCGCUAAUCUUGUUAUGGGAAGUUUUGUUGUACUUUUUAAUCUGUAAAGUUGUCGUUUUCACUGCACUAACAAUCCAUAAUAAUCUUUACAACAAUAUGCACUUCAUGUGUAUUGCAGACAAGACGAAUGUAAGUCAUGGCAUUGUAUGAGAGUUUGGACCCGUAGUCUCAGUCAUUUAACUUGGUUCUUUUAUGUGUAUUUUACUGUAUGCACACUUUGACA
Molecule: messenger RNA, 2239 nt
Organism: Punica granatum (pomegranate)
Lineage: Eukaryota; Viridiplantae; Streptophyta; Magnoliopsida; Myrtales; Lythraceae
Source: RefSeq, a predicted model, not a curated record